Vitrella brassicaformis is the source of this 2063-nucleotide messenger RNA. The record is from the annotation of a GenBank genome assembly. NCBI's taxonomy places the organism in Eukaryota, Vitrellaceae.
UUUUGUGCUGUAGAGAGCUUUCACGUAUCUGUCUGAAUGCAGCAAUGACACAAUGCACCAAAAGACGGUCCAAAUGCACUCACUACGAAGAGACGGCACUAUCCGCUCCUCCAUCACUCACUCACCGCAUCCUCCCUCUUGAACAACUCUUCGCCCCCCGCCAAUCCCUGCCCCCAGAUGUCAAAGUGCGAAGACAAACAAAACGUGACAGACACCUUCUGACUGCGGAAAAGAAAGGUGUGUGGGGUUUGGGUGUUCGUGUGUGUAUGAUUGGCACAGCUUACAUACCGUGUGUCUGUCACAUCAAUGUAGACAGCCAUCCAGCAGAGAGACAGAAAUACCAGCAAGCAGGCAGUACAGCAAAAACGGGAAGAUGGUACGUACAGCAAAAGCUGCUCAUGUCAUGACCCUCUUUCAAACUGCUGCUGGCCAGCCUUCUUUUGGCUGUACAGCAGGCUGAGCACGAGGCUUCGCGCCUCCUCUGGUUUCCCCAUCGUAUCCACUUGGCGAUCGAUCAUCGUCUGCCACGCAUGGCGCAGCACGGGGUUGGGGUAGUCCUGGUCGUCCAGGCGGACCUGCGGCGUGUGGUAGCCGUGGCCAUAAAGCCGGCCGCCCAGUUUGUUGUUGAACCGGCUGCAGUCGAUCUCCCACACGUUCUUGUGCACUCUGUCCAUUUUCGCUGGCCCCAGCCGGCCUAUCCGCUGGCGCCACCCGCUGGGGAUACGGCCGAGACUGUACGUCAGAGGGAGGUCAUCAGACGCGUAGUAUCUGAUACACACACACACACACACACACAUGGACACAGAGAGAGAUACAUAUACACACAUGUGCAACACAACACAUACACAGACACACGGUCCGCUGCCAUGCAGAUGGACGACGGCUCGUCGAGCACGUUGUUGGGCACAUCGGCGGCCACCAUGAAGAUAUCGCGGAAUAUGCCUUCUAUGGGAUACAUCUCGUCCGCACGAAUGAGCGUCUGCCACAGCACGCGGUUGCCCAUAGAAUGUGCCAUGAUGCUCACGUUCUUCUGCAUGAGCAGGUCGGUCUCCGGGUCGGGCAGCUGGUUGGUGAGCAUUCGCUCGUCGGCUCGCAGCACCUUCGCAAGCACUCGCUCGAAUCCACACACGGACGCAUAUGCUCGCCGGCGGUCAUCCCAAUAGUCCCGGAUGAUGCCGAUCUUGUCGCCGCAUGGCCAGAUGAGACCCACCACCUUCACCCUGCCGGCGUCGUCCCCUCUCUCAGCAGCCAUCGUGUUGAACUGCGCUUGGAUCUUGGCCGUCUCGUCGAGCGCAUCUGUGGGCUGCACGUUGAAGCCAUGGAUGGAGAACAGGAUGGUCUCGGCCUUGCUGUUGCGCAGACGCGCCAGGAAUUUCUCAGAGAAGAUCUCCUUGUGUUCAUCGUCGGUGCCGCUCUCGCAAAAGUGGACGUUUCCUGAGGCGUCGUUAUUCUUCUCGUCGAAGCUGACGGAAGUGGGCUGUGAUGCGGCUUGCCCGACCGAUUCCUCACCAUCAGGCACGUUCAUUCGGUGGUUGGUGAUGAAGAGGAGCUCUCUGCGUGGACGUGCACACAUUACAUUCAUGCAUAAUCAGACAAUGAAGGGACGGCUGGGCCGCUCGUCUUUGAUGUGCGUAACUCACUCGUCGGGGUCCACUUUAUUGUUUCGGCCUUGGAGCGACGUAAUGCGGCGCUUCAACGGAGAUCCAUUAAUGGGCCCAUGCGUGUGCAAGAAGCCAGCUGGCGUGCCUGCCGAGAUGUCAUGGCAGCGCACAACAGGGAAGGCGACGCACAGCAGAAGGCCCAAGAACUUCAUUGCCUGACUCUGGUGCCUGACACAAAAGCACUCGUCAUGCAACUCCCGGUCAAAUGGGAAGAACCAUACAGCAUAUAACCUUUGCGCUCACCGUUCUUUUGUCGGUCCUCCGGAGGUGGUUGUCAAGAGGGAGAGCAACGAAACCCAAAAGCCCGCACGGAAGAGGGAGGCACUCAUUGCAAAUGGCAAGGCUGCAAGCAGAUAUCUGAUCACCGCACAACAAACGGGGCGGGUCCAAGACGUGAGACGG